Molecule: messenger RNA, 282 nt
Organism: Brassica oleracea var. oleracea
Lineage: Eukaryota; Viridiplantae; Streptophyta; Magnoliopsida; Brassicales; Brassicaceae
Product: sm-like protein LSM3A
Exons: 3
Coding region: 1-282 (93 amino acids)
Biological process (GO): mRNA splicing, via spliceosome; P-body assembly
Cellular component (GO): P-body; catalytic step 2 spliceosome; U4/U6 x U5 tri-snRNP complex
Molecular function (GO): RNA binding
Source: RefSeq, a predicted model, not a curated record
AUGUCUGUCGAGGAAGACGCCACCGUUAGGGAGCCACUGGAUCUGAUUCGACUGAGUAUUGAAGAGAGAAUCUACGUCAAGCUCCGAUCCGACCGCGAACUCCGUGGCAAGCUACACGCUUUUGAUCAGCAUUUGAAUAUGAUUUUGGGUGAUGUUGAAGAGGUUAUCACGACUGUAGAAAUCGACGACGAGACAUACGAAGAGAUUGUUCGUAAAUUGAAAAGAAAGGUUCUGUUUCUAUUUGUGAGAGGAGAUGGAGUGAUCUUGGUGUCGCCGCCUUGA